Molecule: messenger RNA, 1348 nt
Organism: Mercurialis annua (annual mercury)
Lineage: Eukaryota; Viridiplantae; Streptophyta; Magnoliopsida; Malpighiales; Euphorbiaceae
Product: homocysteine S-methyltransferase 3
Exons: 7
Coding region: 166-1218 (350 amino acids)
Biological process (GO): S-methylmethionine cycle
Molecular function (GO): zinc ion binding; S-adenosylmethionine-homocysteine S-methyltransferase activity
Source: RefSeq, a predicted model, not a curated record
UACUAACAUUUUAAUUUAUGUUUGUAUUCAGUUUCAAGAAACCAAAACGUUAUCCUUCUUAUACUUCUUACAGCUACCCCUAUAAUCAAAUACUAAUUUGCACAACACUUUGCGUAUUUCUUUAAUUCUCUUUAUAUACACUCCUCUCAUUUCUUCUCUUCAAACAUGCGACUACACAAUAUGACUUGCAACUCAUUUAUGUCCGAUUUCCUCCAAAACUGCGGUGGCUACGCCGUCAUCGACGGCGGCUUCGCCACUGAACUUGAGCGGCACGGUGCUGACCUCAACGAUCCUCUCUGGAGUGCCAAAUGCCUUAUCAGCUCUCCUCAUCUUGUUCGAAGAGUUCACUUGGAUUAUCUUGAUGCUGGUGCUAAUAUUAUAUUGACAGCAUCUUAUCAGGCUACAAUUCAGGGUUUUGAGAGCAAAGGAUUGUCAACUGAAGAAGCAGAAUUAUUACUAAGAAGAAGUGUUGAGAUUGCGUGUGAAGCAAGGGAAAUUUAUUAUGAAAAUUCUACAAAAGGUUCUUGGGAUUUCAUGGAUGAUCGAAACAUUUCGAGGCGUCCGAUUCUUGUCGCUGCUUCCAUCGGCAGUUAUGGAGCCUAUUUGGCUGACGGCUCGGAGUAUAGUGGCAACUAUGGAGAUGCAGUUUCUAUCCAAACAUUGAAGGAUUUUCACAGGAGAAGGUUAGAGAUUCUAGCCAGGUCAGGUGCCGACUUAAUUGCAUUCGAGACGAUUCCGAACAAGCUUGAAGCAAAGGCAUAUGCUGAGUUGCUUGAAGAGGAAGGUAUAAAUAUUCCAGCAUGGUUUUGCUUCAAUUCCAAGGAUGGAAUCAAUGUAGUGAGUGGGGAUUCUAUCCUGGAAUGUGCUUCAAUUGCAGAUUCUUGCAACCAAGUUGUUGCUGUUGGUGUCAAUUGUACCCCUCCUAGAUAUAUCCAUGGUCUUAUCCUCUCUAUUGCCAAGGUUACGGAUAAGCCGAUAGCCAUAUAUCCCAAUAGCGGGGAGACUUAUGAUGCCGAGCACAAGCAGUGGGUGAAAUCAAAAUCAAGCGGAGAAUCGGAUGAAGGCUUUGUUUCAUACAUAGGAAAGUGGCAUGAAGCUGGGGCUUCUCUUUUCGGUGGAUGCUGCAGGACGACACCUAAUACAAUUAGGGCUAUUUGCAGAGAGCUCUCCAAUUCCGAUCAAUCUUCACCGUCUUUAACUUCCAAAACCGAGAAGUAAAGACUGUUUGAAAAUAGUUCGGCAAGAGCCUUGUGGCCUUAAGCUGUCUCUGUUUCAGAGUUUAUGUAGGUUAUUGAUGUAUGGUCUUUGUCAGUCUCUUGAAUGAAAUAAACAACUAUCAACUUUCUCA